Messenger RNA from Hylaeus volcanicus, 6942 nucleotides. RefSeq lists its product as uncharacterized. The coding region runs from base 392 to 6802 and encodes 2136 amino acids. Gene Ontology annotation, cellular component: membrane. The record is from RefSeq and is a predicted model, not a curated record. Lineage: Eukaryota; Metazoa; Arthropoda; Insecta; Hymenoptera; Colletidae. Gene Ontology annotation, molecular function: ATP hydrolysis activity; ATP binding; P-type transmembrane transporter activity. The transcript has 23 exons.
AAUUGGGCGCGGGACACGUCAAAAGUAUGGUCAUGUUUUAUUCAAGCACUCUUGUGCUAUCCAUCCAGUGGAUUCAGGAAGCGAAUUUUUCGAUGAUUCAUUGGGGGACAGGCUACGUUUUGCAUAUGGCUAUCGCACUCAUAAACCUUCUGCACUCUUAAUCAUUUUCUUGGAAUGCAUUUCUUUCGGCGUUUUUUGGAUUUUUUUUCACUGGUUUCCCCUACUUAAAUUUUUGUUAUCUCAUUAUCCUUGUCGCUUAUUACAAGCGACGCAUGUUGUACUCGUGACUCAAAAUGGUGAAGAACAUGUUAUUAAUGUGUUUCGACCUUUUAUAUCACCCUGUGAAGCAGUCAAUUUUGAUAAUUGGCCUACUUUAUGUACGUUUUGUGGAAUGAAACAAAAACUUUGUAGGGAAGGUCCAUCUGAAAAUUGGAAAAGCAUUAAUGACAAUUUGCUUAAAAAACCGGAUUUAUUUAAAGAAUAUCUUGAUAAUCAGAGGAUUAUGCAAGAAAACAAUAAGGCAUUUAUAGGAGAUUUGUCGGAAAUUUAUAGAGACGAAUGGUGUACGUGUGGCAACAUGAAUCGAUGCAGUAAAGCUGAAAGCACGCAUACACAUUUAUAUAUGUUUCGAUUUAGACUCUUACGUUAUUAUUUAAAUUUAAGAGAAAAUUGUUUUCAUUUAAUUUGCUUCAAUACAAAAUUCAAUCCAGUUGCAUUGCAUAACCAUCUUGGUAAAGGAAUUCUGAGCCAAGCGUUAUACGAGUCUCGUGAAAGAAUUUAUGGAUCUGAUACCAUAAAGCCUUAUCCAUUAAUUCGAACAAUCAUUGAAGAGUUAACAGAGCCAUUUUAUGUUUUUCAAAUCUUGUCAGUAGCUUUAUGGAUAUGGGAUGAUUAUUUAGAGUAUGCAUAUAUUGUCAUAGCACAAAUGCUUAUAUCUAGUAUUUACGACAUCUCUAUAGCAAGAGAUUAUGAGCGCCGUAUACUACAAUUAGCUCUUGACUUGAAUUUUGACGUGAAUGUUUUUCGCAGUUGGAUACAUAAAGACGAUAAUUUUCUACGAGAAAUGAAGUGGAGUUCAGAUUUGUAUGAAAACGAACAAUUAUUGAGAAAAUGGUUGACAGUCGUUCCAGCAGGUUCACUUCAGCCUGGUGAAUUAUUCGAGAUUGUUAAAGGAAUGACUUUACCUUGUGAUACCAUUCUUUUAUCGGGUAAUGCUAUUUGCUCAGAAACUUUUUUAUCUGGAGAGCCAACGCCUCAAAGCAAAACUUGUUUACCAGGUGGUUACCACCAACCCAAUUGCAGAAAAUCAACAUGUACGACACAAGACCUGGAGAAUGGAGAUUCGAGUGAAUACAUUGAAAAAAAUGUUUCUUUAAUGAAAGAAUACAAUAUUGAUGAGGAUACUCAACAUACUCUUUAUGCUGGAACUCAGGUCAUUGAACUGCAACCUUUAGCCAAAAGUCAUAGAGUUCUUGGUUUGUGCAUACGAACUCGAUUUCUUUCAAGUCAUGGUAGAUUGAUAAGAUCCUCCCUUUUUCCAGCAGGACCUUUUUUUGAUUUCAAUGCUCAAGCUUUAUCUUUUUUCGGUUAUAUGUUUCUUUUUAGUUUGUUUGGUGCGGGUAUCUCCAUUGCAACAGGAUACUAUUUUCAUUUCAGCUUUCAAGUUAUCCUUAUUCGAACGUUAGAUUUAUUCACGGAUGCUCUUCCUCCUGCUUUACCUGCAGUAUUAGGCAUGGGAAUUGUUGUUGCUAUGAAUCAUUUAAGCUCUCACUACAAAAUUAAUUGUAUCAAUGCAGGGCGCAUUAAUUUGGCCGGAUUAAUUGAUACGUUUGUUUUUGAUAAAACAGGUACUCUUACAGAACAAAAGCUCAGUUUGUAUGGUUGUAUUCAAGUGGAAAAUUCAUAUUGUCAUUUAAAUUCUCCCAAGUUAUCUAUUCCACAACGAUUUUACACUAAUGUAUUAUCUCACCAGUAUAAAUACACGAAAAGUCGCCCCCAUGCACGUAAGCGGCAAACACAAAAACUUCAACGAAAAUUUGCCAAUUCGACGAAACAACCACUGACAGGAUCAAACGAGUUACGUCAUUUCCAUUCCGUUUCCAAGUCAUUAAAUGACUAUGUUAAACCCAAAUCAGCAUAUUUUGGAUUUCUACAAAUUCAACCUACGCUGUUAAAACGUCAUUUUGUAGAAGCAAUGGCGACUUGUCAUUCUUUAUCAUUAAUUGAUAGUAUUGUUAGAGGCGAUCCAUUAGAUUCUACCUUGUUACAUUUCACGGAAUGGAAAAUUCAUACUUUUCAGGACGAUAUUGCUCAAGUUGAACAAUUUAUGCUCUACUUGAGAAAACGUAUAGGAAAGGAUAAACAACUUUUAAAUUAUUUUAAACCUUUUUUAAAAUUGACCCCACAGGAACUUGUGACACGUCAAGUAUUUGACUUUUACAAAACAAAGCACACACUACCUACCAUUAUAAAACCUCCACAAGAGCCAAUUUCUUUGCUGCAAACAAUUCGACGUGAUCGUUUUUCCCACAUUAUAAAAGUACUUUCAGAGAUACAUACAGACAGUUUUUUAUCCUACGCUCCUCUUACGGCAAUCAAUAUUGAACCUUACUUGAUAAGUUUACUGAAAAUACCUAACACUAUUCACAAAAAAUAUUCUUCAAAAAAGCAAUGCAAUGAACUUGCUAUAGUGCGACGUUUUACAUUCACGCCCUCACUCAAACGUGUGACCGUUAUUGUUCGUAAUCCUGUAACACAAAACAUUUAUGUAUACACAAAAGGUUCCGCAGAAACCAUGGUUUCUCUUUGUAAAACAACAUCACUGCCUGCGUCUUUUUACUCUCUGGUAGCUUAUUAUACGCGAACCGGACAUCGAAUUAUUAUUGUUUGUGGCCGGUCUCUUGGAAAGUUAAGCGGAAGCCUUGUUGAUUCUUUGACGAGAAAGCAAGUAGAAAGCAAAUUGAUUCUAUUGGGGAUCGUUUUAUUUUCUAACCGCCUAAAAAUUGAUACAUGUGAAACAAUACAAAAACUUAAUCAAGGACAUUGUCGUUGUAUACUUACGACUGGCGAUAACCCCUUAACAGCUCUUUCCGUUGCAGAAAAAAGUGGAAUCAUUAAAAACAAUAGAAAACGUAAAAAAAAAAUUAUUUUAGGAGACCUCUAUGUUCCCGCGCAACCUUCAACAGAGGAAGCGACCAAAACAUGUUUUAUUUGGACUAAAAUUUCAAAGUGCUUUGAUGCCAAUACGUACAAAACACGUAAACAUCCUAAAGUAUUAAAACGGAAACGACUAGCUAAAGAAAAAGAAGUCAAUCUUCAUAUGGAAAUUAAUAAACUUUUACAAAAAAAAUGGAACAAGAGAGUCACACUUGAUUUAAAGGAUUUUUUAUGUGGGAAGAAUCCGCGAGAUUUCGAAUUCGUUCUUACGGGGCGCGCUUAUCGAAAACUUCGCAUGUUACACGAAGCAUUGCAAUUGCAAUGGUUUGAUGAAGUGACGAACCAACUUUCUGUACCAAGCUCGCUCCCUUUUACUUCAUAUGGAUUCAAUAAUACUUUAAGUCUUUUUAAUAAUUGGAAGAAUUUCUCAAUUUCUAAAAAAAAAAAUACCUUAUUUAGUAUAUUUCAAAAACCGGGAAAUAUUUCUGAACAAAUUCUCCAUCACGUUUCCAAUUUUUUUUUUUUUAACAAUUCUUUUGUACAAGAUACAUCAGAAUAUGCAGAAUUCAAUGACUCUUCAUUAAAAAUGUCAUCCCUAAAAACAUGUCUUUUAAAUUCUUCAUUGACUUAUGACUCAUAUAACGACAAGAGGAAUUAUGUUGCUGAUCAAAAAAUCAUUCCAUUUGUUCAACAAAAUACAACGGAAAUUUUAUCACAUGCAAUACCGUUUACAAAUUCUUCUUCAAGUUAUAUAGGGAAAUUUUUAUUAAAAGAAUACCCUUUUGAUAUUUUUACGCGACCGUCAAUAUCUCAUGCAAUAGAACAUUCUUCAUUGAACCAAAAAACACUGCAUGAAUCAUGUCAUUGGAAACAACCCAAUCACUCUGGUCAAAAUACCAAAAAUACACCUUCAGGUAAAUUGAGGUCUCUAACCAUAUACUCACCCUGCACUAUUUUUAAUCGACUUGGAUUUAUACAUCCAUACAAAACCGGAAACUUGAAGAAAUUUGAUCGUCAACAUUUUUUCUCCUUCUCUCCUUUGAUUCACGCUUCUAUUCUUGCGACGGGGAAUCACCCCAAAAUGUUGUCGAAUCGUAUAAUUUUUACCGAGUCACAAAAAAAACUUGAGCAAUCAUUUAAUAAUCAUUUGCUAGUAUUCGGUGCACAAUUUCAGAAUUCUCUUGAAAAUGUGAACCAGUGUGAAUCGGCACAAUCAAGUGGUCUACUUGAUUGUAAUUCGACCCACGCUGCUCCCAAUUGUGUUUCAUGUAAUGCACCAAAGUCGAAGCAUCGGUCAGACAUCGAGUCACUCAAACCUUACUCAUUCCCGCAUCCAUUUGUUUAUGUGUUUCAUACAAGGCUAAAAAAACUUAGAGCUUUCCGUGUACUGAACAAAAUUACUUUUCAAUCCUUUACCGCUCCAUAUCAAGAAUAUCUCAAAAAAAAAAAACUGAGAUCGUUUAAUUGUAGAUAUUUCGCUUCUAGCCAAAGAAGACCAUAUCAUUUUUCAAAGAAAAUUUCAAACUUUUUUCUUAUUCUUACAAAACAAGCUUUCGUAUUGGUAAACACUUUAAAAAACAAAGUGUUUCACAUUUGUGCAUUUCUUUGGGUACGCAAGCCAAUCUACGACAAAAACGCUUUAGAAUACCAUAGCGAAAUCGCACCACACACAAUUGGUUAUAAUGUUUUAUCAAAUUCAUACAAUUCAACUGCAUACGUCGAUACGAUGCAUCUACCUCAAAGUAAGGCUAAAAGAAAUCGUAGUUUUUUUGCAAAGUGGUUUUGGGGGGAUCGUAAUAAAAACUUCGACUCUCUGACUCAAAAACAAUCAUUGAUAACUUGUUUAUUACCUGAACAAACUGUUUCUUUUUUAAAUUCUUUCGACAACAAAAGCGCUCAGCCUACGUGUGAAAAUUUUAAUUUCUUAACAACUCAGUCACCCAGGAACACGCAAACCUCAAGCGUCAGCAAUCACACACCACCUCUUAUCAAAAUCAAUCAAAGCGAUGUUGCCCCUCGUUCUAUACUACAGAAAACAACAUCACAAACUGACCUUUCUAAUUCUCAUAGUUCAUCAACCUUGCUUCCUGACAACUCACUCACAAAAACCAAUGGAGUUUUCGAAAAUUAUGAUUCAGCAAGAAAAGGUGAAUGUAAAAAAUGUUUUGAUUGCUCUAAUAAUUGUCUUACGGAAAAACAUUCAGCGGUAAAAAUUUAUGAUGCUCCACAAAGAGUAAAUCAUUCAGCAGCGGAAUUUCAAACCCAUUUCCCUAGUGAGUUCUUAAAAAAAAAUUUACUGGAACAUAUCUCCAAUAUGGACGUCAUGUCCUUGUCCGUUGCUGUUUUUAAAAACACGUCUACCUUCAAGAAUAACAAAGAUAAUGAUUUCUCAAAUUCUAAACUGUUGUCGUCUAUUACUACAUUAAAUCAGCAGAAAACAAACAAUCAGGAUUAUGUUGAUAUAUCUAGAAAUCAUUCGCAGAAUGAAGAGCCUUACCCGCAACUCAUUCGUAUUUGGUUAUUUGAAUACUUGUUAAGACAAACACGGGUAUACGCUGGAAUGCUUCCUGAAGAUAAAACAUCUUUAGUAUCAACGUUAAGAAGUUUGCCUUAUACAUUUGCUGUUGGUAUGUGCGGGGAUGGCGCCAAUGACAGUGGGGCGCUUAGAUCCGCCGAUGUCGGGAUCUCUUUAAAUAAUGAACAGAUGUCCGUAGUAGCUCCUUUUAUGUCUCAAAGUGGAUCGAUCAGCUGCUGCACCGCAAUUCUCUGCGAGGGUCGCACUUCUUUAGAAAAUGCUAUUGAAAUGUUUUCAUUCAUUGUAUUUUAUUCAUUGAUUCAAUAUACGUCUGUUAUAUUAUUAUAUAUAUACGGCCUUAAUUUCUCAGAUAAUCAGUACUUAUGUAUUGACUUUCUUGUCAUUCUUCCACUUUCAACAAUUCUUUCCAAAAAACAUCACUCAACACAGUUUAAAGCAACUGUACCAAACGUCAAUCUCUUCUCAAAAUAUUUUGUUCUACAUAUUAUACUCCAUACAGCUGUGGGAUAUUUUUGCAUGAUUCUCCUUUUAAUUUUCCUACGAUUCACACCAGGCUGGGUCCCUUGUUACAUAACUCCUUUAGCAGGUGAUAGUGAUGGUGCAGAAGUUGCUUCCUACGAAAACACAGCCAUCUUUUACUUUACUAUUUUUUUGUAUCCUCUAUUCACGAUUUUUUCUGUCUACAAAAAUAGAUGGAAAGAAGAAAAAUUCAAAAAUUGGCUUUUUGGAGUCUGUUAUACUUUGCUUAUUGUUACCUUCUUCAUUGUCAUUGUGUAUCCAAGACCUGGAACUAUAUUGAUACCGACCGUUACCAACGUGUCACCUAUGCCACUACCAUUACCCCCAAUCACAUCAAUCAAUUGCAUCGAGCGGCUUUUAAUUAUGGUAGAUCAAACUCUGGUUCUAGUUAAAUUACCGUAUCAAGCCAAUGCACUCAUUUUCACCCUUUUACUAGUAUGCAUAUCUAUUUCCGCAUUUGUCCAAAUUCUCGUUUUAAAUCCAAUCAAAAAACAAGAAGAAUUUUAUUCCAAUUAUUGUCGUCAAUACAACAAAGAGUUUAUUCCUAGUAACACCAAAAAAAACAAAUUACAAGUGUAUCAGUGUUUUUAACUAUAAUUUAAUUUUACAAUUUUUUUGACAUUCCUUCUGCUUGUUAGCACUAUCUUUUCUUUACAAGAAUAGAUCACACUAGAAUUGUAAAUAGGUAACAACAUAGACAAAAUUUUUGUGAAACUGGGUUCACAGGAAUA